Messenger RNA from Olea europaea var. sylvestris, 3404 nucleotides. RefSeq lists its product as uncharacterized. The transcript has 5 exons. The record is from RefSeq and is a predicted model, not a curated record. The coding region runs from base 780 to 3023 and encodes 747 amino acids. NCBI's taxonomy places the organism in Eukaryota, Viridiplantae, Streptophyta, Magnoliopsida, Lamiales, Oleaceae.
AAAAUCUCGACUUGAUAUCUUAUUUUGAAGGAAAAAAAGGUGUGAAACGCUAUGAUGGGGCCAGCCCCAUUUUUCUCUGCACUCUCAGCAAUCAAUUAUAGUCUGUUCCCAGAAAAAUAUUCUGCUAAUUGUAUCCAUUUCAGGAGCCUUCCCUGUUGAAAGACCCAAUUUUCGGACACUUGUUUAUUUAUUUAUUUCAUUUUACUUCUUCCCCACUGACUUGUAAGUUGUAACUGGCUUACUGCAUAAAAAAAAGUUUUCUUUUUACUCAUCGGACUCUGAGUUAAGCCGAGCAAUCAAUGCUUGCAGAUUACUUUCCCUUUGGUUUUUCUCCAGCUGCACCCAUCAAUUAUUUCCCCAUGUUUUUUUAAUUAUUAGUAUUAUUUUUUAUUUUGGAUCUUACAAGAGAGAAUUUGUGCAUUUUGGAUCCUGCCUCUUGUGGAUUCUUGGGUUCAAUCUUCAAGCUUUCAAUUCAGAUUCUUGAAAAUUGAAUUCUUUUCUGUUUUGGGCAAUGCCCUUUUGGUAAUAAAACGAUAUUGGGUCAGUUUUCACUUGAGUUGUUUAUCUCAUUUCGUAAACAAUCAUUUGCAGCCCAAGAAAUUGACGUUUUGAUUUUUUUUUCCUCCGCUUUUCUGUGAUUUAUACAGAUUUUUCGUGCUUACUAUUUAUAUUAAUACAGAAUUAAUGACUCUUUGCAAGAUUUGCUAGUUCCUGAUAGAAAAUCUUGAAAUUUUGCAUCUGGGGUUUUCUCAAAGUGAUGCAUAAAGAAUCACAAAAGAAUGGCAAGUUUGGUUCCUGGGGUUCUUUUAAAGCUACUUCAGCACAUGAAUACAGAUGUGAAGGUUGCUGGGGAGCACAGAUCAUCUCUAUUGCAAGUGGUUAGCAUUGUUCCUGCACUAGCAGGGGGUGAACUCUUUCCAAAUAAAGGGUUUUACCUAAAGAUAUCUGAUUCCUCUCAUGCUACUUAUGUAUCUCUUCCUGAUGAACAUGAUGAUCUAAUUUUUAGUGAUAAAAUCCAAUUAGGUCAGUUCAUACAUGUUGAGAGGCUAGAGGCUGCCUCACCUGUACCUAUUCUUAGAGGGGUUAGGCUCGUUCCGGGUCGACACCCCUGCAUUGGAACUCCUGAAGAUAUAGUUGCAACUCAUUCUCUAGGAUUCCUCAAUAGCAAUGGUAAUUCAUCUUUGGGGUCGAAAUUGAUUCACAAAGACAAGUCGCCUUCAAAGUUGUUGAACAAUACUGAGGCAAAAGAGGUUAAAUCUGUGCUUUUGAAAUUGAAUCGUAGUGCUAAAGAAGAUAAAGUUGAUAAGAAGAUGCCUGGAUUGACUCGAUCCAAGUCUCAGUUGUCAAAGCUAUAUAUAACUUCGGAUGAGAAGAAGGAAUCUGUAGGAAAAUUGAAUUCUUCAGGUUCAAGGUCUAUACCCUCGUCGCCAACGAGCUGUUAUUCAUUGCCUACUUCUUUUGAGAAGUUUGCAAAUGGGAUUAAACAGCAGGGGAAGAUCAAGGGACUGGAGAGGUUGGAGAAGGCAACUGCUAAAUUGGGGUCAGGGGAAAGGGCAAUUUCUGUUCGUGGGGCAAGUCCGACCACAAAGAAGGUGCUGGGUGGGAGUGUGAUGAAGAAUAUUGUUCAAGGUCUUGAAUUGGGGCCAAAGGCUCUGAGAAAGAGUUGGGAAGGGAAUAUGGAUGUCAAGGGUAGGGAAAGUCCCAGAUUGAAGGUCAAUAAGCAUGCCCAGAAGCCGGAAGCGCGGAGUACUUCUGUACCAAGGAAAUCGACAAGCGAAAGGUUGCCAUCUAAAGAAGAGAAUAAGGUUGAGUCUUCAAAAUCAUCCCGGGAAGAAAAUAAGGUCAAUGCAUCUGUGAAGAAAGCUUCGACAAAUGCAGAUUUGGCUGAUAAUAAACCAACUGCACAGAGAGUUUCGCCUGGGAAGAAGUCUGGAGAGUCUGCUAAUCAUGGGUUCCCUGGCAAUUUAGUCAAGGUUUCUCUCAGUAAAAGUAAAUUAACAGAUGGAACUUUUUCAUGUGCAUCACUCCCGUCAUCAAUUGUAAAGCUUGGGAAGGACGUAUUGAAGCAUAGAGAUGCUGCACAAAUGGCUGCCAUGGAAGCAAUGCAGGAGGCUUCUGCCGCAGAAAGUUUACUUCAAUGUCUAAGCACAUAUGCUGAGUUGAGUUUGUCUGCUAAGGAAGAUAACCCACAGCCCACUGUCGAGCAGUUCUUGGCCCUGCAUGCAAGCUUGAAUAGUGCUUGUAUUGUUGCUGAUUCUUUAUCGAAAACUAUUAGUUCUGACUCUUCACAAAAUGAAGAUCCAUCUGAAGAAGUGCAAAAGGUCACAUUAGACAGGUGUAAACGCGCAGCUUCUUGGGUUCAUGCAGCAUUGGCUACAAAUUUGUCAUCCUUCACACUAUAUGGCAAACCGGAUACCUCAAGCCUGGCUGCAGCAUCAACUCUGGCUCCAAGCCCAAAAGUAAUUCCGAUUAAUCAACCCGUUUUAGCUCUUGAGAACUCUACUAAAAGCACAGCUCCAAAAACCCUGACCAAACAUCGACAGUCAGCAAGCUCCAAGAAUCACUCUUCUGGAAAUCCAAGUCGGGCAAGUGGUGGAUUAGCUGUUGGUCACAACACAAAAACUUCACCCCUGAUUGAUUGGGUUAAAGGAGAUGGUCUCGAUGAGUCUGUGGACUUGGCAAAAAUGUUGAGGUUGGAGUCUCAGGAUUGGUUCUUAGGUUUCGUGGAAAGGUUCUUGGAUGCUGAUGUGGACACCUCAGCUUUAUCAGAUAACGGUCAAAUAGCUGGCAUGUUAAGUCAGCUCAAGAGUGUGAAUGACUGGUUGGAUGAAAUUGGGUCUUCCAAGGAUGAAGAAACACCUCGUGUCUCAGCAGAAACAAUCGACAGAAUAAGAAAGAAGAUUUACGAGUAUCUUCUAACUCAUGUGGAAUCUGCUGCAGCUGCUCUUGGUGGUAGCUCACAAACGUCACCAGUAAUGGAAAGCAAACUUGCAGAGAUUCCUUCUUCACAUCCAAAACUAUAGAUAGCUUUAACAACUGAGACUUUGAUCCUGUCAAUUCAUGCAACAACUUUGCCUGAUGUUACCGUACUUAAUUUUUAUUGGUAGUUCUGAAUUCUUCAGUGAACCUGUUGAUUGGGUUAGGUAGAUAAAUAAUUUUGUACGUGCUGUGAAGUUUGCGUAUCAAGUAUUUUUCCGUAGUCAACUUGACUAGAACAAGCAAGUGAUCAAGGAAUGCUAGAAGGUGAUGCAGCUCGAUUCUAUACCCUUCCAAGCAUACAUUUGCUAUUGUAACUUGAACUAUUGGCAACGCUUAAUAUUGAAUUUAAUCUUCUUUCUAAAUUCCAAUGUAUCUAUGCAAACAAGGUACAGUCAAUUUACAAAAAGAUUACAGUUAUUUAAAAA